This is a messenger RNA of Naumovozyma dairenensis CBS 421, 2172 nucleotides long. RefSeq names its product Rad2 family nuclease EXO1 (gene EXO1). Lineage: Eukaryota; Fungi; Ascomycota; Saccharomycetes; Saccharomycetales; Saccharomycetaceae. The transcript has a single exon. Gene Ontology annotation, cellular component: nucleus. Gene Ontology annotation, biological process: DNA double-strand break processing; DNA recombination; mismatch repair. The record is from RefSeq and is a predicted model, not a curated record. Gene Ontology annotation, molecular function: 5'-flap endonuclease activity; 5'-3' DNA exonuclease activity; DNA binding. The coding region runs from base 1 to 2172 and encodes 723 amino acids.
AUGGGCAUCCAAGGUUUUCUUCCUCAAUUGAAACCUAUUCAAAAUCCUGUUACACUGCAUCGAUAUGAGGGACAAACUUUAGCUAUUGAUGGCUAUGCUUGGUUGCAUCGAGCUUCAUGCUCCUGCGCUUAUGAAUUAGUAAUGAAUAAACCUACUGCGAAGUAUUUACAAUUCUUUAUCAAGAAGAUAUCUAUGCUAAAGAGAUAUAAUAUUGAGCCAUAUUUAGUAUUUGAUGGAGAUAGUGUUCCUGUCAAGAAAGGUACUGAAUUGAAAAGACGUGAGAAGAGAACAGAGAAUAAAACAAUUGCCGAAAGACUAUGGAAUUCAGGUGAAAAGAAAAAUGCAAUGGAUUAUUUUCAAAAAUGUGUUGACGUAACGCCAGAAAUGGCUAAAUGUGUUAUCGAUUAUUGUAAGACAAACGAUAUUAAAUACAUAGUGGCUCCAUUUGAAGCAGAUCCACAGAUGGUUUAUUUAGAGAAACAAAAUGAAGUUCAAGGAAUAAUAUCUGAAGACUCCGACUUAUUGAUCUUUGGGUGCCGUAGAUUGAUUACUAAAUUAAAUGACUACGGUGAAUGUAUUGAAAUUUGUCGGGACGACUUUACCAGGCUGCCACGAAAAUUUCCAUUGGGCCAGUUAGAUUCCGAAGGUUUAAGGACAUUGGUAUGUCUAUCUGGAUGUGAUUAUACAGACGGUAUCGCUAGAAUUGGUUUAGUAACUGCAAUCAAGCUCGUCCAACGAUAUAAAAAAAUGGAUCGUAUUAUAUUAGGCAUUCAAAGAGAAGGUAAAUUCAAAGUAUGUGCAGAAUUCAUUGAAGAAUAUCGCAAAGCAGACUAUGCAUUCCAAUACCAAAGGGUCUUUUGUCCUCAGCAGAAGAAAAUAGUUUCUUUGAAUGAAAUCCCUAAGGAUUUGAAUGUGGAAUCUUUAAAGUUAAUCUCACAAUGUAUCGGUUGCGUAAUAGGACUAGAAUCCCAAGUAAAACAAGAAAUCGUUGACGAAAAUGACAUUGAUCAUCUAUUACAUUCGCGGCUGGCUUUUGGUGAAUUGCAUCCAAAUGAUUUUCAUAAGCGAUUAGUUAACCGAGAACAUAAACUUCAAUUAGUUUCUAAAUCAGAAGCACAAAUAUCGCUGACAGGAGAAUUGAUAGAUAGUACAGCAAAUAAAGAGAAUAACAAACCUAUAGAUUCCUUUUUCAGAAGGAUCGAAAAAAAGAGCUCAUCUAAAGCCAAAAAUAAGAGUUUAAUUUCAAAGAAUCAAAAGGUCCCCCUUUUUCUCACUCAGAGCGCAUUUAAUAUUGAUACUAGAAAAGGGAAAGAGGAGAGAAGUGAUAUAAAUAACCCAACUAAACGUAGGAAAUUAGUUGCUGCGCCACCUGUUAGAAUUUUAACAUCAAGUCGAUAUUUCUCUAGAAGUUCAACGGAAACAAAAACAGAUACAGCGAACGAGGAUGAGGAUGCUACGUCAGAAGAUGCCAUAUCAACAGAAAUACCGGAAUCAGAACUUCCGACAGAAGUUCCUAGCUCAUUGGAUUAUAUUACAACGGCUAUAUCACUUCCGGAAACUGCGAAUCAAAACGAUGAACCAUUCUCAGGCAAAAAUUUCAUGGAAGAUGAUGGUAAACUAGGUGAAAAUGAUACUGAAGUACUAAGUGAGAUUGAAUUCGAUUAUGAAGUGGAAAAUCCAAACAGUUUGAAAGAUACUAACAUUGUCAGACCAAAUGUAAAGGAUAGUUUCUAUCGUACAUCUUUGACAAGAAAUAAUACAUCACCUCCAAUUUCUCCAUUUUGGAAUACACUACAGAAAUUUAGAUAUUCCAAUUCUUCUGAUAGGCCCGAAUCAAGAGUACCGUUAACACCUCGCCAUCCUAAUAGACAAAGUGAAAUGGUACAUCAUUCCUUAGAAAAUCACGUUUCUGAAACGCGUAAUACAAAGGAUGUCGUAACAAAGCCUGGCCUUGCCAUUAGCAAAUAUAGCGAACAUGCCACUAACCAUCGUCCACGAUCAAAAACACUUGUUGUUCAAAGUGGAGUUAGGGAGAAUACAAAAACCUUAGAUAUGUACAGUUCUACAAAGAAGCAAGAAGAACAAAAGGUCAUGUGUACCGCAGUACCGGCAAAAAGGUCUGUUUCUUUGUUGUCUCAAUUCGUUUAUAGCAACACGAAAAAUGGAGGCUGA